CAGGAUCAUAAUGGACGUCUCCUCUGCACUCUCACAGCUCCGCCAGCCGACGACACUCUCCAUCCUCCAUCUCUCAGAACCACUUCUCACAACAAACGGCAACGCCAACAACAGCAACAAUGACUCCCAGGACGCGUCCUACACCCAACUCAUGAAUGCGCCAUCCUCUCUCUCGGCAGAUCUAGUCCAUUACCGCGAUCUCUUCUCCAAGCUUCGUUUCAGCUACGUCGAACAAGUCACCAAAGAGCGCUUCCUGCGCGCCGUCAUUGCCGACCAGCCGGAGUUUGUCUCUGCAGAAGACAAUGCCGAGCUAGAAGAGAGAUUGAAGACCGACAAAGCGGAACUGAAAGCAAAGAAGGAAGAGGUGCGCGCCCUGAUCGGAGAGCUGGAAGCACAAGGACGACAGCUCGCGCAACGAUAUGAGCAGAUUCAACUUCGGACAUCUCAACUCGAAUCUCUUCCCUCUGAAAUCGCGGAAUUGGAACAGGUCAUCAGCAGACUGAAAGAUGUGCAAGAACCCAAGUCCGAGGAUGCUGAACUUUCCUUGCCUUUGCAGCCUACAAUGGACUUGUUGAGGCAGAGGGAGCAAGAAUUGCAGAGUGUGGAUUUGGAGAUUGCGAGGUUGCAGGCUGCUUUGCCUGCAAAGAAGGCUGAAGUCUCGAGGUUACAGGACGAAUUGGCGCCCAUUCAGAUGCGAAAGUUCAAAGCUGUGGAGGAGGCAAAGGAGGCAAGGAGACGACGAGAAGGUGGUGGGAAUGGGGAAGCUGAUGAGUUGGAGGAGAAGGGAAGGUGGUUGAGAGGAGUGGAGGGGAGUCUGAAGGCCAUGUUGGAGGUUUGACCUACAAUUUUCUGUCUGGUUGGUCGAUGGACGUUUCGGCGGUUGGUAAAGCAGGAUGAUACCCAUUGAUGCCGUGGGCAAGGCGACAAUUAUGGGAGAGCGAAGAACAAACGCACGUGCGUUAUCACCUUCUUCCACAUUGCUUCGGAAAGACUCAAGCAGCCAGCAGUGGAGUUGAUGAUCCUUGACUUCACUUUGCGAAGUCUGUCUGUGGUGCUUCACCUGAUGCUGUUCCCCUCCGGAUUUCCAAAUGUGGUAGGUCCCACCAAGAUGCAACCAAGGAUAACACGGACAGCCUCGCCGCUCGGUGCAUCAGGAACCGCGUAUCAUGCUCUUCCAGUCCAUAUUUGUUGUCAAUAGACCUGCUCGUAGCCUGGAUUUUGCUCCCGGAUCAGACCAUACUUCUGGAGGAUUUGGUGUGUUUACAUUCACGUCUGCAGGGUGAACCGCCACGUGAGCACUCAAAGAUUGUCCUGAUUGGGAGAUGGGCGUCGCUGGAAUGUGUGGGUAGUAUUAGCCUGAAUGCAGGUUGAUUCACACCUCCCCAGCAGCCUCUGAGCUCUCCGCAAUCGGCAAUUACACCAACAAAGCCGACCUCACCUUCAGAUGUAUCAUGACAGAAGCACAACAUUCCUGCCUUUGACGUACACUCUCGUGACCACAAAAGAAAAUCCCUGGUCCCAAACUACGGAGAAUCCACCGCCAUUAUUUUCUAGUACCAGAUCCAAAAUCUCAAGACCAACCCACCAUCAUGUCCUCUUCCGCCCCGGAAAGCAGCAGUAACAACAACAACAACAACCCACCACCACCAUCGCCCAAAAAUCCUCACGCCCAAUUCGCCCAAUACCCCUCUUUAAAAUCCAAAAUCAUCCUCAUCACCGGCGGAGCAGAAGGCAUAGGAGCCUCCUGCGUCUCCCAAUUCGCCCACCAAAAC
Messenger RNA from Sphaerulina musiva SO2202, 1772 nucleotides. RefSeq lists its product as uncharacterized. The record is from RefSeq and is a predicted model, not a curated record. The coding region runs from base 11 to 838 and encodes 275 amino acids. Lineage: Eukaryota; Fungi; Ascomycota; Dothideomycetes; Mycosphaerellales; Mycosphaerellaceae. The transcript has a single exon. Gene Ontology annotation, cellular component: kinetochore. Gene Ontology annotation, biological process: protein localization to kinetochore; kinetochore assembly; attachment of mitotic spindle microtubules to kinetochore.